Molecule: messenger RNA, 1398 nt
Organism: Fraxinus pennsylvanica
Lineage: Eukaryota; Viridiplantae; Streptophyta; Magnoliopsida; Lamiales; Oleaceae
Source: the annotation of a GenBank genome assembly
AUGGAUGUCCAAAGCGACUUACUGAUGAUUACUAGCACUGAUGAAUCUCCCGCCAAUGGUCAGGUGGGCAGUUACACCGAAACCAAGAUCAAGCGCUCUGAUUUUCCCGAAGAUUUUGCAUUUGGUGCUGCAACUUCAGCUUAUCAGAUUGAAGGUGGAUGGAAUGCAGGAAGAAAAGGCAUGAGUAAUUGGGAUGUUUUCACACAGAAACAACCUGGUGGUAUUUCUGACGGUAGCAAUGGCUGUGUUGCUAUUGAUCACUAUAAUAUGUUUCGGGAAGAUGUGGCUUUGAUGAAGAGAUUGGGUUUGAAUUCAUACAGAUUUUCAAUUUCAUGGCCUAGAAUCUUGCCAGGGGGAAGUCUAUGUACUGGCGUUUCCAAAGAAGGAAUUCAAUUCUAUAAUGAUCUCAUUGACGCACUACUGGCAGCAGGCAUUGAGCCAUAUGCAACUAUCUUUCACUGGGAUGUUCCCCAAUGUUUGGAAGAAGAGUAUGGUGGUUUCCUAAGCAAGAAAAUUGUGAAGGAUUUUUGUGAAUUUGCUGAGAUUUGCUUCUGGGAGUUCGGAGAUCGAGUGAAACAUUGGAUCACACUGAAUGAACCAUGGUCGUUUAGUGUUUCUGGAUAUGCGAUUGGAACUUUCCCCCCUAAUCGUGAAGAUCAAGAUGCUGCCACUAGAGGAAAUGAUUUUAUGCUUGGAUGGUUUGUAGAACCGAUAGUAACUGGAGACUAUCCAGAAAGUAUGAUAACAAAUGUUGGUGACCGUCUUCCAAAAUUUACAGAAAAAGAGGAGAAGCUAGUGAAAGGAUCAUAUGACUUUUUAGGCAUAAACUAUUAUACGGCCAAUUAUGCUGCUAAUGAAACAACAAAGCCAACAACUGAUAGUUAUCUCACCGAUUCGCAUGUUCAGCCAUCAUAUGAACGAAAUAAGGUACCCAUUGGUGCAAAGGCUGGUUCAGAUUGGUUGUAUAUAGUUCCAUGGGGAAUUCAAAAGCUCAUGCUUGACAUGAAGAAAAGAUACAAUGAUCCGAUCAUUUAUAUUACAGAGAAUGGGGUGGACGAAGUGAAUGAUAAGUCCCUAGCUUCUACACGGGCUCUCUCUGAUGAGAUGAGGAUUCACUAUCACCAAGAACAUCUCUACAACCUUAAGCAAGCAAUGAAUCAAGGUGUAAAUGUGAAGGGUUAUUUCAUAUGGUCUUUGUUUGACAAUUUUGAAUGGGCUGCGGGAUAUAGUGUCAGAUUUGGCAUUAUUUACAUAAACUUUGAAGAUGGCCGUUUUACAAGGUUGCCAAAAAGCUCAGCUGUAUGGUGGAGGAAUUUCCUCAGCAAGAAGGCUGUAAUUCCAUCGCAGAAAGAAGUUGAGAAAUCUGAAGAACGUCGUAAAAGGCUAAGAAGCGGCUAA